UGGACACGUGGGUUGCCGUUGUCUCUGCACUCCCUGUGCAGCAAUCAAUCAAGCUCAGCAAACGACAUAUCUGCGAUGUUGAACAUCAACCCGCUGGCCGCGCUGAAGAGCACCUUCGGCCGCCGCAAGAGCACGGCCAGCCGCCUCUACCACAUCAAAAGUGGUCCUCUCGCCCAGGCCCGCGAGAACGUGAGGCGCGUUCACCGACAGGUCGCGGAUUUUGAGCGGUCGUGCGCGCGGCGCGAACUGGACGAAAGACAUCCCACGCUGCGAUACGUGCGCGGCUUUUUCGCGGCCGUGCGCCACCACGAAAAAGCGCUGAGCGGGUACAACGAGGACAACGUCGAAGCGCAUGACUCGCUGGAACAAGCCACGAACCACCUGAUCGAGGCGGUGUCGACGUACAGCACGCUCGACCCGAGCGAGUUCCAGGCCCAGCUCGGCGUGGCGUUGCUCUCGGCGGUCCGCGGGCUGAACUGCCGCGAGGCCUUCGCGCAGUACCAGGCCGACCUCAAGGCGGUUACCGAGGAUCGCCUGGGGCGCGCGGUGCAGCGGGAGAAGGUCAAGACCGAGGGCUACACGGACCGCAAGGGCAAGGAGCACUCGCCGGCCGAAAUCGCGGCGAGGGCGGAGCGCGGACGCCAGUGCAGCGCCAUGCCCGGGGGCCGCGACGUCGCGCUGGAGUCGAGAACCUCGGCGGGGGGGCGCGGUUUGCAGAACGAGGCGGCGACCAAUGCGUCGAUGCGGUCGCUGCAGGAUGCGUCUGCUCGAUGGCGUCGGCGCAACCCCACCCGGUGGCGCGACGAUAUCAUUGCGGUGCACGGCGUGGACGCGGUGCCGCCGCGCGGCGCCACGCUGAGCCCGAACGGCUUCCUCGUGUGCUCCUACAUCUCGCAAGGCCUGCAGUUCCCGCCGACCUGGGACCGCAACGAGAUCGUGCGGAUCGUGGCCUACUGUCGCGAGCGGAACAACGUGCCCGAACGCGACCAGAGCGACUUCGGUACGUAUGUGUCCCCCAACUGCGGUGGCUGGGAGGUUCAUCCGCCGGUCCAUAUGCGCCGUCCGUUAAAAAUGAGCGGCGACCCUAUGCGCGUUUACUGCCCCGAGACUCGGUCCUGCGUCUUCUCGGACAAGGACGUGGCCGUCACGGCCUAUGAAAAGUUCAUGGCUCCUUCGACGUCGAACGACGAGCGCAAGAAGAUGCUCACGGUGCCGCUGGAGGCCUUUACUUGCGCGUAUUGCGACCAUAGACCGUUCGGUCGAAUAUGUGAUCGUGUGAAACACGAGAAGCAUUAUUGCAAGUCGAGGCCUGACGCGCCGGAGCCGUCGUCGUCCGAGGAGGAGGAGUCCGACGAGGACGAGUCCGAGGAGGAGGAGUCCGAGGAGGUCGUCGCGCCGCCGUCGCCGAAGCGCGCGCGGUUCUUCUCCUGGCCCUGGUAGUCGUCCGAGUAAGUAUGUAUGUGUCUA
Pelagomonas calceolata is the source of this 1467-nucleotide messenger RNA. Lineage: Eukaryota; Pelagophyceae; Pelagomonadales; Pelagomonadaceae. The record is from the annotation of a GenBank genome assembly.